UAUGGCGCAGACUAGCCGUUUUUAUAAAACUAAAAACAAUGCUUAUCGAACAAGAAGGUCUGAUAACAAUACCGGAUAUGAAGCUUCUGGAAGUGAAUUACUAGACAAUUCUAUUAGCAGCACUGUUAAGAAUGGACUUGAAGAUAAUUCAUGGGACAGCUGUUCAGCCACCAGCUGGGGAAAGAGAAUACGAGACAAUCAUUUGAGAGCACUCAACUCUCGCCUCAACAAUAAUUCUUUCAGGUUUUUAUUUUUUAAAUUAAAAGGAGCCAAAAAAAUCAUUUUUUUCUUUAGUAGAGGUGCAUUUGACGGUUCACAAAAUUCUCUCAGAGAAGAACAAAUUGCAAGGGAGAUAAUGGCCUCUAAUGAAAGAAAGCGAAAGCUCGAAUUGGAUUCUUUUGAAGAUAUCCAGGAUGAGAUUAAUACGGCUGAUUUUUUGAGUUGUUCUACGAAUGACAACAACAGGAAGACUUCUGAAAAAAAAUAUAAACGACAAAAAAUGGGCAUAGUGAUUAUUAAUAAGGGAGGUGUUAUUCAAUUUGGCAAUGAUAAAUCACGUAAAAACAGAAGUGCUGACUCUUCGUCUUCGUCCUCAUCAUCCUCUCCAGAAAAACAAAUGAUGAAAAAACAUGUGAUUGAACAACAGAAAUUUAACAAUAAGAUGAUGGAGAUGAUGGAACAACUUCAAAAGCAAGUUCAAGCAUUGUCAACGGGCUCUAAAAAUAACGGGUAA
Molecule: messenger RNA, 733 nt
Organism: Meloidogyne enterolobii
Lineage: Eukaryota; Metazoa; Nematoda; Chromadorea; Rhabditida; Meloidogynidae
Source: the annotation of a GenBank genome assembly